Purpureocillium lilacinum is the source of this 759-nucleotide messenger RNA. RefSeq lists its product as uncharacterized. Gene Ontology annotation, molecular function: oxidoreductase activity, acting on the CH-OH group of donors, NAD or NADP as acceptor. Lineage: Eukaryota; Fungi; Ascomycota; Sordariomycetes; Hypocreales; Ophiocordycipitaceae. The record is from RefSeq and is a predicted model, not a curated record.
AUGGCAACGUAUUUUGUCACUGGGGCAUCCCGGGGCCUGGGCCUCGGCAUUUGCACCGCCCUGGUUGCCCGCCCGGCGACAGAGGUAUCCGCCGUCUUCGCCGCCGUCCGCAGCGAGACAGACGCGCUGAAACGCCUCAUCGCCGACUCGUCCGGCCGGGUGCAGGCCGUCUCGGUCGAUGUGACGUCCGAGAAUAGCGUCAAGGGUGCCGCGGCCAAAGUCGAGCAUGGCCUGGGAAACAAGGGCCUUGACGCCGUGGUGAAUGCGGCUGGUGUCAUGGACUUUGUUCCCGAUGGCAUCGAGCACAUGAACGAGCUUAGCUCGACCCUCACCACCAACGUGACAAGCGUACACCUCGUCACGGCUGCCCUGCUACCGCUGCUCCGCCGUGGCAGUCUGAAAAAGAUCAUCAACAUAUCGUCAACCCUCGGGUCCAUCAGCAUGGCAGCCACGUUCUCGCCAAGUCCGGCGCCUGCGUACAAGGUUUCCAAGGCGGCUCUCAACAUGCUGACGGUGCAGUACGCCCUCUCUCUCAAGAACGAGGGCUUCACCGCCGUCGUCAUCUCACCAGGGUGGGUAAAGACGGACAUGGGCAGCUCGCGGGCCGAUCUCGACAUCGAAACGAGCAUCAAGGCGACGCUGGAUAUCGUGGACCGGGUGGGGGCUUCCGACACUGGCAAGUUCUUCAACAUCCACGUUCCGGCAUGGGAGGAUGCCCCAGGAAUGAACCAGUACGACGGCGGGCAGCCUCCGUGGUAG